AUGGCUAGUGAGAGUAGCGAUGAGGCAUGUGCAGCCACGCUGGCCCCAUCGGCUGAGGCAGAGCCCGCAACAGGGGACCCCUCUCAUUCAUCCCUGGAUCCACAUGUGGAUUCAGGGGAGAUUUUGGAGAAGCACAGGGACCUGGCCGAGGGCCCGGGGCCCGGCUCUGAGGACGCCGCACCAGCACAGGGCCCAGACCAAGGUGCGGCCAAGCAGGAAGGAAACAACGAUAUCCUUGGGCUCUCCUUCCCAAGAAAGCUGUGGAUGAUAGUGGAGGACGAGGCCUUCACCUCUGUGUGCUGGAACAACGCGGGAGACACGGUGAUCAUCGAAGCAGGUCUCUUCCAGAGGGAGAUUCUUCACCGGAUGGGAGCAGACAGGAUCUUCGAAACCGACAGCUUGAAGACUUUCAUCUGCCAGCUGAACCUCGGGGCUGUCACCUUCCAUUAG
This is a messenger RNA of Hippopotamus amphibius kiboko, 450 nucleotides long. Its product is annotated as heat shock transcription factor, X-linked member 3-like. The transcript has a single exon. Gene Ontology annotation, molecular function: DNA-binding transcription factor activity; sequence-specific DNA binding. Gene Ontology annotation, biological process: regulation of DNA-templated transcription. The record is from RefSeq and is a predicted model, not a curated record. The coding region runs from base 1 to 450 and encodes 149 amino acids. NCBI's taxonomy places the organism in Eukaryota, Metazoa, Chordata, Mammalia, Artiodactyla, Hippopotamidae.